AUGUCGUUCAUCGUGAUCAUACCUUCUCGCUUUGCAUCCACACGUCUCCCGGGGAAACCACUAGCCAUAAUACACGGCAAACCUAUGAUUGCCCAUGUGGUGACAAGAUCCCAACAUUCAGGUGCAUCCAGAGUAAUCGUAGCCACCGAUCAUCCAGAAAUCGCCAAAGCAGCAGAAGCAGCUGGAGCCGAGGCUAUUCUCACCCGAGAAGAUCACCAGAGCGGCACCGAACGACUAGCAGAGACAGCGGACCUCCUGCAUAUCGACGACAACGAAAUAAUUAUCAACGUACAAGGAGAUGAACCCUUUAUUGAGCCCGAGCUCAUUGCUCAGGUCGCACGCGAUCUCUCAACCCAUACGACAAAUAUGGUGACACUAGCAACGCCGAUUAGAAAUGCUAGCGACGCAUUGGAUCCAAACAUCGUCAAAGUCGUUCUCGAUGCAGAUGGAAAUGCUCUUUACUUUUCACGGGCUCUGAUUCCUUGGGAUCGUGAUGCCGGUGGACUUGGAUCUAGUGAGAAUAUACUUCAACAUAUCGGCCUUUAUGGUUAUCGUGCAGGCUUUUUGCGGAAAUAUCCUACUUUCAAGCGUACUUCACUGGAGGAUAUCGAGAAACUGGAGCAGUUACGAGUUUUGUAUCAUGGAGAGAAGAUACACGUCUCUGUGACAAAGUCGGUUUUGGGGUUGGGUGUGGACACUGAGCAGGAUUUGGAACGAGCUCGAUGCAUGAGCUCAGAAUGA
Molecule: messenger RNA, 741 nt
Organism: Penicillium concentricum
Lineage: Eukaryota; Fungi; Ascomycota; Eurotiomycetes; Eurotiales; Aspergillaceae
Product: 3-deoxy-manno-octulosonate cytidylyltransferase family protein
Exons: 1
Coding region: 1-741 (246 amino acids)
Cellular component (GO): cytosol
Molecular function (GO): 3-deoxy-manno-octulosonate cytidylyltransferase activity
Source: RefSeq, a predicted model, not a curated record